GGGGGAAGUCAGGUGACUCGGGCGGGAAGUUUGAAUGCUGCCAGAAAGCGGAAGCGGCUGUAAAGAUCCGCGGUUGAGGGAAACACGGCAACGGGCCGGAACCGGAAUAGUGUGUGCCAGUCAGUGUGGGCAUGUAUGUGCCGGGUGCCGGCAGUCAUGGCAUGUAAACCCCUGCGCAGCCAGGGAGCGGUGCUGAGAACAUACGGGCGCUUACGGACCGUUCGUAGGAUUCAGACCCAGACCUGGCUCUCACCUGCCGACCAGAAGCACCUGUUCUCUAGCUCCUCCUCCCUCCUGUCAUCUUCCCAGGAGCCUUCCUCUUCCUGUGACCCCGACUUCAGCCCCCCGAAACACCAUAGAGCCAGAGGCAAAGCUCCUCCCAGCAAGAAAGCAGCGGAGCCGGCCUACAGGAAGCGCAAGAAAAAGGGGCGGAGCAAUGUCGGUGCCGAUGUGCAGGAGAAAGAGAAUGGGCCCCCUUCUGAAAGGAAACCGGCUUCCUCACUCACUAUCUCAACGCCUUUUAGAAAGUUUGUGACUGUUCGUCGUAAAGCACCAACUCGGUGUAAUUCAGUUAAGCGUGGGAGGAGAACCCAAGCCAAGAAUAAGGCGGAGCACACUAUCAUCUCUUCUGACUCCACCUGUGACUUUGAUCUGUCCCGCCCCUUCCUGAGAAAGAAGAGGAAGCUGUGCCCAGACAUUGGUAGUAUUCUGCGCUCCCCCACAGAGAUAAGCCACAGCCCUCUCCAGAAAUCCCCCCUGCUCUCUAGCACCCCGUCUGUGCUACUCAGGGCGGGGGUAGGGAGGCAGAAGCCCCUGUGUGAGACUUUGGAGGAGAGCGUAGUGAGGAGCUGCCCUGCAGUUAAGGAUCAGCUGGAAACGUUCAACACCAGGCAAGAAGAUUUUGAACCAAUAAGAAGCAGCAGGAGGGCCACACAUGCACAACAUCUGACACGUGGCCAAUGUGCUAAAGACAGUGGGACUGAUACCAGAAACGUUCCAGACUUUAUAAGUAUAAGCUCCCAGUCAGACCAGAGAGGUCUCCCAUGGAACCACACAGGAGCAAGGCCUUCUGGGAAUGGAUCUUGCCUCCUUCUUUCCUCUUUUGCACCCGUCACAAUUUCUUCUUCUGUGUCCCAGUCUGUUAUCUGCCUGGAUGAGGACCACCAUAAGGGCCUCCCCCCGGGGCCACGUAGUAGUCAUGUUUUAUGCUUGAGUUCAGAACUCUUCUCAGAGGAUGAUUUUAACAGCGAGGCAGGGGGGCAUGGGGAUUGUGGGGCUAGUGACCACUUCCUGCAGGAGGAGACUGUACAUGAGCAGCCAUUGGUGGACCCGGCUCCUGUGCUGUCCUUCAUGGGUGUCCCUUUGGGUGCAAGGUCCAUCAAAAGAAUGCAGCCGUUUGUGAGAUUAAAUUCUGACUUGGUGACACAAUAUUUCCAAAGCAGAAACGGAUCUUCCAUUUCUGCACUGGCAGGUAACCGGGCAGAACACCAUAUUGUGGUACCAAUGUGCCAGGUGUUUAACCAUUCAAUGGUACCACCAGGAGAGGCUGGGGAGAGGUCUCAAGGCCAAAGCCAUAACCAUGCAAUGGUGCCACCAGGAGAGGCUGGGGAGAGGUCCCAAGGCCAAACCCAUAACCAUGCAAUGGCACCACCAGGAGAGGCUGAGGAGAGGUCUCAAGGCCAAACCCAUAACCAUGCAAUGGCACCACCAGGAGAGGCUGGGGAGAGGUCCCAAGGCCAAAGCCAUAACCAUGCAAUGGUACCACCAGCAGAGGCUGGGGAGAAGUCCCAUGGCCAAAGCCAUAACCAUGCAAUGGCACCACCAGCAGAGGCUGGGGAGAGGUCUCAAGGCCAAACCCAUAACCGUGCAAGGAGCCAGGAGCCCAGUACCUGCUCAUGGCGAGACUUAUCCAUCAGAGAAAUGCAGCCAGUCUUGCGUCUGGACCCCAACUCCAUGACAAAAUGUUUCCUCCAAAAUGGAAGCGAGACCAAGGAGAACCUUCCCACAGAUGCGGAGCUAACCUGGGGCGGGCAGUGCCAGCAGAACAGGCACCCAGAGACCUCAAUUCUACUUGCAGAUGAUGAGGCAGAUACUUGCUGCCCUAAAGGCGGUGCCGAGAUAUCACAGCAUCGGGCCAAUAACCAUCCAGCCAGGCUGCAGUGCCACAACUCUAACCAUACAACUACCAAGGGCUGGGCCCAUCCUCCUACAGGUUCUUCUGUUGGCCCCUUGCAGCCGGUGGUGCGCCUUGACCCAAGUUCCGUGCCAAAGUACUUUCUGCAGAGGAGCACUGUGGCCUUGGAUCCCCACAGUGAGGGACACCUACCCACAGAUCCAAGUGGCAGGAAGUUACACAAGAGGUUGUGCGCUUCCCCUUUAUUAGAGUCCAUAACCAAAACCCCAAAUCUGGCAGAUAGUCACAUUGAAAUAAAAGUGCAGAGCUGCAGAACCCGUGCUCAGGAGACUGUAGGUACUGGGAGGAAAGUCUGCAUCAGCGGCUUCAGUGCCAAAAGGUGGGGAAAUCGCCUCAAGAAAACAAGGGCACAGCAGCAGCUCUCCUUCCGAGACAGCAGCGACUUGUCCCUACGCGCGUUUAAGGAGCUGGAUCCCUCGCUGGCUGCGGCACAGUCCCCUUCUUCUCUCCUCCUUUCUUCUUCUCUCUGGAACUCCUCCUUCAUGAACUCCUCGGCUGUAAUGAAUAUGAGUCUGUCCCCAGGAACGUCGGGCCCAAGGGACCCCCAGAGGGAACGACGGCAUUGGCUUCGCCUGCGAGCGGCGCUCUCCCUGCACCGCAAGAAGAAAGUACAAGCCACUGAGCCACUGAUCCACCCCCCAGAGAGAAGCCUUCACUUUGCUCUGUACUCACCGCAGAGUCUCAAUGCCUCUCUGACGUUACAGACCUCAUCUCUGCUUUUGCUCUCCUCGCGGUGCGCUUCUGCCGGCGCCGAUGACCUUAGCGACGCAGAGAAGGUGUAUUUGGAGUGCCAGCAAGAUGGGCCAAUCCCGUUCAGCAGUUGCCUAACCCAAGCCCAGCUUGCCUGUAGCCAGAAGAUUGGGGAAGGGGCAUAUGGAGAAGUGUUCAGGACAUUCAGGGGGGAGCUGCAGGUAGCCCUCAAGGUCAUCCCCAUCGAGGGCACGCACAGGGUUAAUGGGGAGGAGCAGAAAUGUUUCUCUGAAAUUCUUCCAGAAAUUAUCAUCUCUAAAGAGCUGAGUUUGCUGAAUGAAGGGAAAGAGAAUAGAACCAAUGGCUUUAUCAGCCUGCACUCGGCCCAUUGUGUGAAGGGGUGCUACCCCCCAGAGCUGCUCCGUGCUUGGGACCAGUUCGCAGAAGAGAAGGGGACAGAGAAUGAGAGGCCUGACAUGUUCAGCCACGAGCAGCUUUUUAUGAUUCUGGAAUUUGAAUUUGGAGGAACUGAUCUUGAAAACUGCCAGCUCCCCUCGGUGGCGGUGGCGCGCAGUGUAUUACAUCAGGUGACUGUGGCAUUGGCUGUUGCAGAAGAGGAGCUGAGAUUUGAGCAUCGAGAUCUGCACUGGGGCAAUUUGUUAAUAGAGACGUGUUCCUCCCCGACUAUAACUGCCUCUCUGCACGGAGAUCCUAUCACCAUCCCCACGUCCGGGGUUCAAGUCAAGAUUAUCGACUACACACUGUCUCGCCUUGAUAAAGAUGGACUCACAGUGUUCUGUGACCUCUCUGCGGAUGAGGAGCUCUUUCUCGGUGAGGGGGAUUUGCAGUUUGACAUCUAUCGGGCAAUGAGAGAAGAAAACAAGAAUGCCUGGUCAGCCUAUGGGCCGCACUCCAACGUCCUGUGGUUGCACUACCUGGCCGACAAGCUGCUCUCGGCUGUGCGCUACACCAGGAAGCCAAGCUCCGCCCCUCAGCGCCGGGAGCUCCGAAAGCUGCAAGAUCUGCGCAGAGAAAUCCGCAAAUUUGGUUCUGCUGGAGAAGUGUUGGGCAGUAAGCUCUUCCGCUAGUGACCAAUAGGCUUCAUGGUGUGAUGGGAUUGGCUACAGGGGACCCAUUCUUCAGGUGCUGCUGGGAAAUCUGUACUUCCAUUUGCUUUUAUUAUUGGGACCCUAUCACUGAUAAAUAUGCGUUAUAUGUGUAUUUCCUUUUAUUCUCUUUAUAUAUUACUAGCCAUAAGGGAGAAGGGACAGGCCCAUAUACCCACCCUUAUAGCUGAAUGUGAACUUGCCCACUGCCCAAAGGGAACAGCAGGGGGCGCUCCUGUCAUGCAUGGCAAUAACUAUGUGAACUGCAAACGUCCUCAUUAGCGCUCUUAAUAAAAACCAAUUAGAAACAAU
Molecule: messenger RNA, 4302 nt
Organism: Xenopus tropicalis (tropical clawed frog)
Lineage: Eukaryota; Metazoa; Chordata; Amphibia; Anura; Pipidae
Gene: haspin
Product: histone H3 associated protein kinase
Exons: 15
Coding region: 136-3972 (1278 amino acids)
Biological process (GO): negative regulation of mitotic cell cycle phase transition; chromosome organization; chromatin remodeling
Cellular component (GO): chromosome; nucleus; spindle
Molecular function (GO): histone kinase activity; protein serine/threonine kinase activity; nucleotide binding
Source: RefSeq, a predicted model, not a curated record